CAAAAAUAGGCGCAAACCGUGCCGCGUUGGUUUGCAUCAUCAACAUGACAGUCACUUUCAAGCGUCACACGCUCAUCAGUCUUACGAUGCUUUGUAUCGAACGCAAGAAUUCACACCACUCGUGUCGCGUUGGGUGAGACAAUUCGUAUGAUGGUCGCCCCCCAUUCAAGCAGCUGUACGCAGCAUCAUACGAUCGCGAUGCUUUUUGUCGGACAUGGCGGCCGAGCGAAGGAAGUCGAACAACCGAUACCUGUGUCGAUCUCUUCGACCGCCCAGGCUGUGGAGGAACCUUCCUCGAAAGACGCUACUAGAGCGAUGCGACGAACAGGGUCUGCAACACCUUUCCCGAGUACAGUGCAUGUGAAUAUUUUGGCCGACGGGGCUGUCAUCUCCGAGCCAUUUUUUAGUAAGUGGUAUUGGAUUGAAUACUUCUUCUUGCAAGUGCUGACGCUCGACCAAACGUCACCAUUUGGGCAUCGGACGCAUGCGGCGGGGCAACAGUUGCCAGCAUGCAACAAGAGUGUCUCGAUGUCACAUAUCUGGAUGUGAACGACUACCCUCGAUAUGAGGCCAAACCGUAUGAGCUGUAUUUUCUGCAGGA
Molecule: messenger RNA, 601 nt
Organism: Dissoconium aciculare CBS 342.82
Lineage: Eukaryota; Fungi; Ascomycota; Dothideomycetes; Mycosphaerellales; Dissoconiaceae
Exons: 1
Coding region: 148-549 (133 amino acids)
Source: RefSeq, a predicted model, not a curated record